Messenger RNA from Cladophialophora immunda, 3903 nucleotides. RefSeq lists its product as uncharacterized. The record is from RefSeq and is a predicted model, not a curated record. Bases 243 to 3629 code for a protein of 1128 amino acids. Lineage: Eukaryota; Fungi; Ascomycota; Eurotiomycetes; Chaetothyriales; Herpotrichiellaceae. The transcript has 2 exons.
GGGACUCGGCUGCAGGCUGUUGCGGGCUGCUGCGGGCUGGCCCAUGUCAUUGAACAAAAGUGAGUCUUUCUCUCACGAGCUCAUCAUAAUGCCCUCUUAACUCCUCGACAGCAGCCUCUGCUGCCUCAGUCAUGAUCGACUACUUCUCUUGGAUGAGUUUGCCAUCAUCUCGCCACCUCUGAGACCCAGUCUCGCCACAAGCCGUCUCUCUUGUACCCAGCACAACCAGUCUCCCAGAAAACAUGGCUGAUUUGGCUCUCCGCACUCGGGAUCAGCCUGAUAUUCGGGCGCGGAUCAGCAUCCACGACGAAUCUCCCAAUGAUAUCAAAGAACUCCUGAUUGCCGACCAGACACAGAAAGCUCUGCGCUCGAAGCAAUCCUGGACUCCUCCUGAGGCACUGGGAUCUUUGCAUCGAGCUGUGUUACGCAAAACCAGGACGCUUCCUUAUCCUUAUCGACCGGGCCACUUCCACGAUCUCCCCGCCUCAGACCCUCUACCCUGUCCUUUGAAUCGGUCAAACAGCCUCAACUCCCUGUCAACCAUCCAACGAGAGACAGAAGCCGCUUCAUUAAGUCUAUACAGAGGGUCACCGAUCUCUGCAAUCAGUCCUCCGUGUGCCCCGCCAUCAGCGCCAUUAUGGACACCCGACGUCGACUCCGAGCUACAAGAUCCUUGCCCCCCUCGGCCCCAACUGAGGGUAGAAACCCUCAGCCAGCAACGCAAGUACCAGAAGCGCUUGAAGAAGCAUAUGAAAAAGGAGGAGAAGGAACAGCGCAAGGCGCAAAAAGAGGAAGACCAGUUGCGCCGCGCGGCGCUGGCUGCUGACGUUGCUGCGUCACGGAGGUGGGCAGCCGCCAGAGGAGACCCGAUCCCACUCCGCACGAAAAGCACGAGGAGCAUAGCCUCGCAAGUAGUCAAGAACUUGAGUCUGAAGACUCCGUUGAACAAACUCAGUCGUCAUGUCAGGAGAGAGAGGUCGGACCCGCCCACACUGGACGACUUUGACACCAAGCAAGACUUUCGAGACUAUCUCAAUCCUUCUCCUUCACCCCCACCAUCCGCCGAAAUUGCUGAGCUGCCUGCCGAACUGCCGCAGUAUACACCUUUUCAAGACUCGACGAGGACGCAAAAGAAUGAACCCGUUGCCCUGUUGGAGGAUGCUCAUGCAUUGAAAGAAAAAGGUGUUUUGUCACCAAUCGAUAACGACGAGGCAAGAGCGAACAAUGCUCCUCCAACACCACGAUCGAUGAGGUGCGACUCGUGUCAGAGCCCCAUUCGUCUGCACCAGGUCUACUACCACUGUUCAAUUUGCGACAAUGGCGACCGCAUACUUUGUUCCUCAUGCGACCAGGCCGGCUGGAGCUGUCGCCAUAACCUUACAGAAAGGGUCCGAAGUGUAUCUCGGCCUGCCGCUUCUCAGAAAGUGGAUGUUGCCAACAUGAGCGGAGAGCAAACUCGGUCAGAGGCACAGCAAUAUGCCACAGCCAUGUGGGGUUUGAAUCUGUCGGAUCUCCCUGCCCACCACAACCGAUGGACCGAGUCACCCGCGCAAGCAACAAUGUCUGCGGACAGCCCUUGGGCAUACAACGACAUUCUAGAACAGAAACUAUCGCAAGAAGUUCAAGAGCGGAGCAUGCGCCAAUCUCAGAGAUCUACUGACGCAAAAGAGCUUGAUUUUCGCCGCCGUGAACAGGAUAUGGUCUUCCGUGAAAAGGAAGUGACCCUACGAGAACGGGAGGCUGCUGUGCGGGAGCAGCAGGCCUCAGUUAGGGAGCAGGAAGCUGCUCUCCUUGUGAAACAGCAGAUGUUCACACUACAUGUGCAAUCAGCCGUUUCAAGGCAAAUGUCGGAACUGUCCGCUGGAGUAGGUGCACAGUUCCAAGAUCUGUCGCAGAAUACCAACAUACGGACCCAUGCCACCAAACGCAAAGCAGGGGCUGGCUCGGCGAUGGUCUCACCUUCCAAUUCUACUGGCUCGAAUCAUAAGUCUUCACCAAAGCGCACGCCGAGCGGCGGACAAGACCCUGAUGAAGACGACGAGGACGCUAUAGGAGGGACACCGAAGAAGAUCAAACAAGAUCCCGACUCGGUGGGCACACCAGAGAAGCUCUUCGCUUGUCCCUUCUCCAGGUUUGACAAAUCGAGAUAUUCGGAACAGAACACCCAUGAGAAGCAUUACCGAGGCUGCUCGAGUGGGUACUGGCCCGACAUCUCACGACUCAAGCAGCAUCUUUACCGCGUCCAUUGGCGACGGAUCCAUUGUGUGCGGUGCUAUGCGAAGUUUGACCGCAAAGACCAACUGGACCAACAUAUCCGAGGGGCAGCGCCCUGUGCGCUUGUCGAAUGUCCGUUCCCAGAGAAGUUCGACGAGGCACAAUAUAACGAUAUUCGGCGUAAAAGACCUGCCAGCACUCCUGAACAAGUUUGGUACACAAUCUACGGUAUCCUCUUUCCGGGAGUACCGCUGCCAACGAGCCCAUACGCCGAUAAUACAGGCGGUGCUUCGGCAGUCAGCCCAGGGCCGGCUGAAACUCAGGACACAAUGGAUGUGCUAGGGGAAGUUUUUGAAUCACGUUUGGACCAGCUCACCAACGUUCCUGGUCAGGGGUGGCUUCGGUCAGCAGAAGCACGACAACUUAUCCGUGAGCAGUUGAGAGCAUCCAUGACCGACGUGCUACAGAGAUUGAGGCCUGCCAACAGUCCUUCUAUUGGGAAUCCGUCUGUUGAAGUGUCGCCCUGUUCGGCCCAACCACCGGGUUCAGCUCGACGCAGCUCAAUCUCUCUAACACCCUCGUCUUCCGUUCCACCCUCACCUGUUCAUGGCCCUGGUUCCACAAGCAGGAGUGGGUUGGACUCACACUUUCUUUCGCCAGGUCAUCGGCAAAGUUUCAGUCGUCCCUUCUCGGCUAGGACAGUACCAAAGCUUGCUACACCACAGCCUGCUCAGAAGGCUCCAGCCGUGGAAGAGUCACUCUCUGGGGUUACUUUCCCUGUUUCUCUAGCCGUUGAUCCAGAGAAUGACCAGUAUGACGACGAUUGCAACAGCUGGAGCCACGGAGACGAGCGUGGCCUUGCCAUAUCGACAGAUACGAUGCCGGGCGAGUUCGAUUUUGACUUUGCCUCAGCGUUCGAGGAGCUAAACAACAUGCAAGGUAUAGCAGUACCUCACCCAACCUCGGAAUUCAAUCCCGUUAAGCUUUCAAGCUUGAGUGACCCUGCCGAGGAAGUGUCGACCAGAGCUUCUGAGCUGAAACCCAAGCAUUCCACAACGUCAUCCGUCGACUCGGGUUAUGGCAGUCUUGGCCACGCCUCGUCCUCGGCAUCAGCGUCCUCUUCUACUUCUCCACCUGGGACACAGACAAAGUCGAGAUCAACUCCAAAAGCCGGGAAAAACAAAGGCAAACGAAAAGUACCGGUAUUCUCGAAGGAAACGAGUCCUGUGCCGGAGUCGGCAAUCGACUUUGAGGCUUUGAACAUUCCAUUCCAGGACUUCUCGGGUGUCAAUUUGGACUUGGACAUGGACGAAGCUAUGAGUGAGUUUGCAUUUGGAAAAGGAAUGGGCGAUGAAAAUACGGAGGCAUUGGAUCCGACUGGUUCUUUGGACAGGAGGUAUUACCGCGAUUUUUAAGAGACAGGAUGGAAAUGUACAUGCUGCGUUGGCAUUUCAUCGUCUUCUUUAUGUAUUCGUAUCAUUUCGGGUUUUAUGGCCGGGUGGUGUGAUGGAGGCAUAGUCACUGGUAUGUCACUGGCAGGUUGCAACGACGGAUAUGAAUUGGAAAAGGAAAAAAAUGAUUGAAGGGAAAAAGGGUUUCUCAGAUGUGAUAUUAGCUCGCUCAUCAUGGAUUGAGAUUGAUGUUUUCGGAUCAGUGAAAAUGAAUUCAGAUUUUGUCUGACGCGACGAA